This is a messenger RNA of Penaeus vannamei (Pacific white shrimp), 1182 nucleotides long. Its product is annotated as phospholipid scramblase 1. Gene Ontology annotation, molecular function: phospholipid scramblase activity. Gene Ontology annotation, cellular component: plasma membrane. NCBI's taxonomy places the organism in Eukaryota, Metazoa, Arthropoda, Malacostraca, Decapoda, Penaeidae. The record is from RefSeq and is a predicted model, not a curated record. Gene Ontology annotation, biological process: plasma membrane phospholipid scrambling.
CGGAAGAGAGUUGAGCUGCGGGAAAAUUAAAAGUCUUUCCUUACGCUUUCAGACUCCAGCAUGAACUACGUGGUGCCACCCGGGCUGGAGUACCUGACGCAGCUGGACCAGGUGCUCGUCCAGCAGCUCUACGAAGUCUUCGAGUUGCUCUCAGGUUGUGAGAUGAACAACAAGUACUUAUUGAAAAACAGUGUAGGCCAGCAGUUCUUAAAAGCAGUGGAAGACACUGAUUGCUGCACCCGACAGUGCUGUGGCCCAAUGCGCAGCUUUGAGAUGCAGCUUCUGGAUAACCAUGAGCAGGAAAUAAUGCACCUCAGUCGACCCCUUGCCUGUGUAAACUGCUGCUGUUCUUGCUGCCUCCAGUCACUGGAAGUAUCAGCUCCACCUGGAAAUCCAAUUGGCAGCAUACAUCAGGAAUGGAGUAUCUGCACACCUAUUGCAGGCAAAUUUACUGUAAGAAAUGUGUCAGGAGAUGUUGUACUGAAGAUCCAGGGCCCAGUGUGUGCCAUCAGCUGUGGCAGCGAUGUGGAAUUCAAGGUUUUUACUGCUGAUGAAUCUGCACAAAUUGGCUGUAUCACAAAGCAGUGGCGAGGAUUCUGUGCUGAGGCUCUUACAGAUGCCGACAGCUUUGGGGUCACCUUUCCCAUGGAUCUGGAAGUGCGCAUGAAGGCUCUCCUCAUUGGUGCCAUGUUCUUGAUUGACUUCAUGUACUUUGAGAGGAAACAGAAUAAUUAAAUGCUGUCCUGCCAGUCUUCUGAGAGCAUCAUAAGCGGAUUCAUCUGGAGAAGUCAUCGCAAGCUACUAGAUAUUUUCUGUUUUGAUACUGCAAGGUAGCACUUGCAUUUUAGUUAUUUUAAGGGAUAUAUAUUAUAAUGCAUUUAUGUACUUAAGUAUGGAAUCAUAUUUAUGCCAUUUUUUUAUUCUUUCAAAUAUGUGGGAGUAAAUUUCUAGUACCUCCCAUUUAUUACAUUUUAUACUAAUAGAACACUUACAAAUCAGUUGGGGAAAACUUUCAUUUUCUCUAUAGUCGGUCACAUCAUUUAUUGGUGUUUGGUAAUUUUUCAUACACAUUAUUGUAAUGAUUAGAUUAGAUGCUGAACACUGUAUACAAAGUUUAGCAGUAUUAAGAUUUAUGUUCAUUUAUACUGGUUGUACACCAACCAUUGGCAGUCUUUGUGAUAU